Messenger RNA from Carya illinoinensis, 3108 nucleotides. RefSeq names its product protein HESO1-like. Bases 1653 to 2933 code for a protein of 426 amino acids. The record is from RefSeq and is a predicted model, not a curated record. The transcript has 8 exons. NCBI's taxonomy places the organism in Eukaryota, Viridiplantae, Streptophyta, Magnoliopsida, Fagales, Juglandaceae. Gene Ontology annotation, molecular function: RNA uridylyltransferase activity.
GUCAAAACCAUGGAGAAGAACCACUGGAUUUGUCUUGCUCCGUAUCAAUGGCCUCACGCAAUUACUCAUUAUACAAUUAUCCGAGAAGCCCACUUGAAGUUAUCGGCAUCUUUGGGGAGAAACGAAGGGAACCCAGGAGUGGAGUAGACUCUGAGACACUUUGGGGCUCUGCGUUUGGUGUGCUUUGGAGGUGGUGUCGGUGCGGAGAUGGGUGUGAGGGUUUCUAAAAAAACCGACAGUUUUAUCCGACCCGAACCAGUCCGAGUCGGAUCGGAUUGUUUCUGGUUUAGCUGGUUCAUGGGUAACCUCGGUUCGGGCCAAUAUAUUGCUUGGACGGGUCAUUGCACAGGCCUAGUUGUCAAGGAAGUAGCAAAAUAUUUGCAUUGCAGCUGUGACAAAUUCAACCGAGUCUCCUUCCCCUAAGUGGAAAAGGGAAAAAGUUAACUCUGUGUGUUAGGAUAAGGAAUAUAAUUGUUGUUUCUGCAAUCUUUUGAUUGACAUUUCCAUCUUAAGUUUUAGGAAUAAAAUUCCUUUUUUUUUUUUUGAAAGACAGCGUGGACUUCAUACGACCGUUUUAUGUUCACACAAAUAAAUAAAAUCGGGGGGUAGUCGGUCAAUUUAUAGGAAGUGAUAUACCUUAAAAUCUUACAUCUUAUAACCAUCCUUACUUUCUUACAAAUAACUUAAGGGUUGGCUACAUAAAUUUGUUGUAACAAGCUGUUCACCUGCCCUUCAAAGAGAGAGAAUCCUUGCACUUGUAUAAAGAGAUUACAUUGCACUGCGAUACAGAUAAAUCUUUUCACACUGACUUUGAUUGACUUACCAAUUACAACAAGAGAACGUGGUUGUCCAUCACACAUACAGCUAUAAAGAACACAUAGUCCACAUCAUCGUACGAAACUUAUGCAAUGCAAUGGAUAAAUGCUUUACUUCCUAGUUCCAAGUUCAGUUGUUGUAAUCAGGAGCCAAAAAAAAAAAAAAAAAAAAAUACUAAAGUUUUGAGGUUUUUUCUUCUUCUUUACAUCGUGCUUGAUUCCCGAAUAGAAAAAUGGGAAAUGAAAUAAUAAAGAAAUUUUUUUUUAUCAUAUUCACACACUAUAUAAUAUAUAUCUUAUAUAUAUAUUUUUUAAUUUUUAUAUUUUUUUCUUUUAUCAUAAAUGACUGCGACUCCCUCCGCCAACCUCAUUAUUACAAUCCUUACCCUUCUACUUCUGGCUCGAGGAAAAAAGAAACCUCGACGAAAAGACGCUCGUGUGUUGUACUGCAGACUCCAGAGUACAACCUUGUGAGUUGUGAACCAACUUUGACCCACUCUUCCUUUUCCUUUUUCUUUUGCUUUUGUUGCUUUCCGACAAUCCCGUACAUCGUCGAAGGUCUCAAAGAAGCGAGAGGAAACCUACUGGCUAAGUAAUGCGAACAGUAUUCACUAGAAUAUAUGGUCUGAUCAAAAUGCUCAAAAUGCAAGUUAGGUUCGUUGAACCAAGGGCCUUUUGAGGUUUGAUUUGAAGAAUUUCUUAUAUUCGAGUAAGGUAUUAGCUUAGGUGGAACUCUUGACUGCUUCUACAUGUGUAGUGGUUGAUUUAUUGAAUGCUAUUGUUAUGCAUGAGUUUGACACAUGCAACUGCGUCUCUAAUGUGAUCUAGAAAUAAGAUAUGGGUGCCGAUAGUGCAUUGGAGCAUGUUCUCAGGGAAAUACUUCGAGUGGUCCAGCCCCUGCAUGAGGAUCAGGUGAAACGGUAUCAAGUUAUUGAUGAACUGCGAAGAGUCAUCGAAUCUGUGGAAAGCUUGAGAGGUGCAACAGUGAAGCCGUUUGGUUCAUUUGUUUCCAGUCUGUUCACAAGAUGGGGUGACUUGGAUAUUUCUAUUGAUUUGCCCAAUGGUUCUUGUAUUUCAUCUGCUGGGAAAAAUCGCAGAAAGAAAUUGCUGGGAGAUGUACAGAUAGCUUUGAGACAGAGAGGUGGAUGGCGAAAGUUGCAAUUGAUCCCUAAUGCAAGAGUUCCAAUUCUAAAAUUUGAGAGUGGCCACCAAAGCAUCUCUUGUGAUAUGUCGAUUGAUAACAUACAGGGCCAAAUCAAGUCCACACUCUUGUUUUGGAUCAGUGAGAUAGAUGGGCGCUUUCACGAUAUGGUUUUACUGGUCAAGGAAUGGGCAAAAGCACAUGGCAUAAAUAAUUCAAAAGCUGGGACCUUCAAUUCAUACUCUCUCUGUCUGCUUGUGAUCUUUCAUUUUCAGACUUGUGUCCCUGCAAUAUUACCACCUCUCAAAGAUAUUUACCCGGGAAAUAUUGUCAAUGAUCUUCGAGGUGUGAGGACUAAUGCAGAGAUACGCAUUAAGGAAAUAUGUGCCGCUAACAUAAGAAGGUUCAGACAAGACAAGUUCAGGCGAGUGAAUCGAAGUUCUUUGUCUGAACUUUUCAUUUCAUUCCUUGAAAAGUUUGUUGACACAAGAUUGACGGCAUCAGAGCUAGGAAUUUGUCCCUUUACAGGCCAGUGGGAGCGCAUAGACAGCAAUAUGAGAUGGUACCCCAAAACUUACACGAUACUUAUUGAGGAUCCAUUUCAGCAGCCAGAAAAUUCCGCAAGGGCAGUUAACAUGAGUAAAUUGACACUAAUAUCUGAAGCAUUCCGGAGGACUUACCGGACCCUUAUUUCUGCCAAUCAGAAUAAGGGUUCGCUCAUAGCAGCAUUAGUUGGACCAGAAGUAUCACAAAGUAUUAUUCCAAGACCACCUGUUUGGAACCCAAAUCACAAUGGCGGGCACCAUCAGUCCCACCCAACUCGUCCACAGGUGCACAGGAGCUUGCACACAAUCUCACAAGCUCAACAUCAAUUUCAGAACUUGAGGUUAGGAAGCCCGUCCAACAUUAUAACCCGGCAGAAUCACAAUCAAGGCCAGCAAAUGCGGAGACCAAGAUUUGAUGGAUACAUUGGAUAGUUUGGUUGUUACGCUUGAAAGUUGUAAUUAGCACCAACUUGUUCUGAUGUUUCCCAGGAUACGAUUGUUGGAUGUUAUAUGCUGGACCCCCGCCAAAUCUAUUGUGAAGCGAAUAUGUAAUUGACUUGUUUGAAUCUUUUAUGGUCUCUUAAUCAAAAGUCAACGUUCAUCCAAA